UUUAAAACCCGGAGAUGGAGUGAGAAGCCAUCUCUCUCUCUCUCUAUCUCUCUUUUAGAAAUUUGGAUUCCUCGGGAAAAACAAAUUUCUUCUAUACGAACUUUGAAACCUCUCUUCUCUCUGGCUAAUAUUUUCCCGAGAAAACCUGAUAAAUUAAAAGUCAAUUCUAUGUUUUCAAUCUUUGAUGGGAUAUUAAUAUAGUCGUGUAAUUCACACAGAGAUCAAAAGAUUCUCCUUUCCUCUGGAGAAGAUAAAGGCGAAGCAAAUGAGAGAAGAGAGAGGAUCGUUUCUUCACGUAUUGGUCGUUUAGAGAUGAUUGAUUUUAAUCAAUUACGAUCCAUCUAAUCCUUUCUUUCGCUUCUUUAGUAUAAUUUACCAUCUCAUUAGUUCCGACCAAAGAAUAUGAAGAGAUCACGUGGAAGCUCCGAUUCUUUACCCGCUUUCUUACCAAUUCGCCUUUCUACUACAGACAAACAAAUAAGUCCAAGACCAACAAACACCGGCUUCCUCUAUUCCGGCGCCGGAGACUACUCGCAGAUGUUCGACGCUUUAGACGACGACGGAAGUCUAGAUGACAUGGGAGGCGUCGGACACGCGUCUUCCACGGCGGCCGAGAAAAAGCGGCGGUUGAGUGUGGAGCAAGUGAAAGCGUUAGAGAAGAACUUCGAGAUCGAUAACAAGUUGGAGCCGGAGAGAAAAGUGAAGCUGGCUCAAGAGCUUGCGCUGCAGCCGCGGCAAGUCGCGAUCUGGUUUCAGAACCGCCGUGCUCGGUGGAAGACAAAGCAGCUCGAACGUGAUUACGGCGUUCUUAAGUCUAACUUUGAUGCACUCAAACGCAGCCGCGACUCGCUUCAACGCGAUAACGAUUCUCUCCUUGGACAGAUAAAAGAGUUGAGAGCAAAACUUAACGUGGAUGGGGUCAAUGGUGUAGAAGAGAACGGCGUUGUCAAAGCGGCGGAAGCAAAUGAGACGGUGAUGGCUAAUAAUAAUGAAGUCUUAGAGCUAAACCAGCGUCCUCCGCCACCUCCACCGCAUAUUCCUACGGAAGCUCCGACGUCGGAGCUAGCAUACGAAAUGUUCAGCAUUUUUCCACGCACCGAAAGCUUCAGAGAAGAAGAUCCUGCGGAUAGCAGUGACUCGAGCGCGGUUUUGAACGAAGAGUACAGUCCCACGACCGUUGAAGCGGCAGGUGCAGUGGCGGCCACGGCGGUGGAAAUGUCGACGACGAUGGGUUGUUUCAGCCAAUUCGUGAAGAUGGAAGAGCAUGAAGAUCUGUUCAGUGGAGAAGAAGCUUGCAAGUUGUUUGCGGACAAUGAACAGUGGUUUUGCUCCGAUCAGUGGAACUCGUAAAAGUUUGGGGUAGAAUUGAAAAAAUAUAAAAACUUUAGGGGGUAUGUAAAAACAAAUAUCACUGAAGGGGAGAUGUGGUGGGAAAAUGAAUUUUACCCAAAAUGUUGGGGUCUUAUUUGGGAAAGUGGGAAAGUGACGCGAGAAGGGUAAAAACCGAGAGAUCACGUGCGGUUCCAUGCACGUGCGGCCGUAAUCUGUUCAACGUUGAAGAGAGAAGGACAAAAAAUAGUCUGAAUUUAUCGGGAAUAAAUCAUAAUUAUUAUGACAAAAAUAAUCGUUUUAUUUUCUUACCUAAAGAAUAAUGUUGCGUAGGUGAAUCCGUCAAAUGUGAUGAUAAAUCCUAAUUACGACUACUAUAUUAUCUUUAGUUUA
Molecule: messenger RNA, 1722 nt
Organism: Capsella rubella
Lineage: Eukaryota; Viridiplantae; Streptophyta; Magnoliopsida; Brassicales; Brassicaceae
Product: homeobox-leucine zipper protein ATHB-5
Exons: 3
Coding region: 403-1350 (315 amino acids)
Biological process (GO): positive regulation of DNA-templated transcription
Cellular component (GO): nucleus
Molecular function (GO): DNA-binding transcription factor activity, RNA polymerase II-specific; sequence-specific DNA binding
Source: RefSeq, a predicted model, not a curated record